Plodia interpunctella (Indianmeal moth) is the source of this 1698-nucleotide messenger RNA. RefSeq names its product piggyBac transposable element-derived protein 3-like. Lineage: Eukaryota; Metazoa; Arthropoda; Insecta; Lepidoptera; Pyralidae. The record is from RefSeq and is a predicted model, not a curated record.
GCUAUAAAUAUUUUAAUGGGUAUUGUAAUUAUGCCUUCCUAUAAAGAUUGCUGGAGUACAUCCUACCGUUAUGCUAAAAAUGCAGAUAUAAUGUCACUAAAAAGAUUCCAGCAAGUUAGAAGAUUUAUACAUUUUAUAGAUAAUACCCAAGCUUAUUUGUCUGAUAGAUAUUACAAACAUGUUUUGAUUGACAGUAUUCGAAACCAAUGUUUGUCUGUAGAAGAAGAAAAUGCUUUCAGCAUCGACGAAAUGGUCAUUCCAUACAAAGGUAAGAAGGCAGGUAGUCGUCGGCAGUACAACCCAAACAAACCAAGCAAGUGGGGUUUUAAAAACCUGGUGAGAGCUGAAGUAUCUGGUAUCAUUUACGACUUUAUGCUUUACGGAGGGGAUGAUACCUUCAGAGGCAUACACUUUACAGAAGAGGAAGAAAGUUUGGGAAUAGGUAGUAAAGUGGUCAUAGCGCUUUGUAAAACAGAGAAGAAGAAGGCUAGUACUAUUUAUUUUGACAAUUAUUUCACAUCUUUGGAGUUGGUUUAUAUAUUACGGGAGAAUUAUGGAUUAUUUAGCUUGGGAACCGUUCGUCAAAAUAGAUUGAAAGAUGCUGGGAAUAAAUUGGUUUCAGAGAAGAUUUUGAAGAAAGGAAGAGGGUCGUUUUCGCAAGUAGUCUGCAAUGAAAAUAAGAUAAGUGUGGUGAAGUGGUUUGAUAAUAAACAAGUAACGCUAGUAAGUUCCUAUACAGAUGCAUAUCCAUUGGAAAAAAUUAAAAGAUUUCGUAAAGAAUCAAAGGGGCGGGUUGAUGUCACCUGUCCGCAAAUCGUCAAGCAUUAUAAUCGCCAUAUGGGUGGCGUAGACUUAGCUGACAUGUUAAUUUCUUUGUAUCGUACUGGAAUAAAGUCACAUAGGUGGUACAUGAAUAUUUUUUCACAACUCUUAGAUAUCUGUAUCAAUAAUGCUUGGCUGUUGCGGCGUAGACAUAAUAAAAUGAAACAUACAGUACCAUUGAAAGAUGGUUUGAAGAAAUUUCGAGCGGACGAUUGUGUGGUCGUGAGAAAAGAGUUGCAGAAGGGUGUAUUUUUGGCUAAUGUAAUAGCUAGACCUAGGAAUGGGAUAAUACCCAUUAGGAUAUUGAAUACGACUUCCUCAGAAGUUGUUUGCAGUAUGACAGACGUGGAAGUAUAUCCGUUAAGAGAUUACGAUUAUUGUUGUUUCGCGGAACCGGAAAUGAGCGUGAAACGUGUUAAGGAAAUAUUUUCUUUGCUUAAACUUGAGUAUUUGAAUGAGGAAGAGCGAUUGAGCAUUGAACAGAUAUGUGCCAAGUAUCCAGAUAUAUUUCAUGUACCGGGAGAUAGGUUGACGGUCACAAACGUGUAUGAACAGUCGAUAAGGUUGAAAGAAAAUGCCGCUCCAGUCUAUAGGAAGCAAUAUAGAAUACCAUAUGUGCAGAAAAAAGAGGUGGAUAGGCAGGUGCAGGAGAUGCUGGAAAAUGGUAUAGUUGAAGAAACAGUUAGUGAGUGGUCUAGUCCGGUGUUGAUCGUUCCAAAGAAGGCGGAUCGUAGCGGUGAAAAGAGGUGGCGUGUAGUUAUAGACUAUAGGCAGUUGAAUGACAAGAUACAAGAUGAUAAGUUUCCUUUGCCCAAUAUAACUGAAAUUUUAGAUUCUUUAUCAGGAGCAGUACCGAUAGUUCAGGAUUUGCUGUAG